Messenger RNA from Miscanthus lutarioriparius, 1758 nucleotides. The record is from the annotation of a GenBank genome assembly. Lineage: Eukaryota; Viridiplantae; Streptophyta; Magnoliopsida; Poales; Poaceae.
AUGGGGCUCCUCAGCUCCCUGCCGCCCCACCGCCGGGGGGCCUUAUCGGGCGGCGGAUGGCAGUGGUCGUUCCUCGACGUCGUCUGGGGGGUCUUCCUCAUCGCCGUGGUCGUCUUCCUCGCGCUCGUCUUCACGCCGCGCCGCGGGGACCCCGUCCUAACCGCCGCCUCCGUCGCCCGCGCCGGCGGCAGCGGCGGCGCGGUGCCACCGUGCGCCGCCUCGGAGGUGGACCUCCUCCCCUGCGAGGACCCGCGCCGCAGCUCCCGCCUCAGCCGCGAGAUGAACUACUACCGCGAGCGCCACUGCCCGGCUCGUGGCGAGGCGCUCGCGUGCCUUGUGCCGCCGCCCCGAGGCUACCGCGUUCCCGUGCCCUGGCCCGAGAGCCUCCACAAGAUCUGGCAUGACAACAUGCCUUAUGGUAAGAUUGCUGAAAGAAAAGGUCAUCAAGGGUGGAUGAAGCAUGAAGGUUCGUACUUCAUUUUUCCUGGUGGCGGGACUAUGUUCCCCGACGGAGCUGAACAAUAUAUUGAAAAGCUUAGCCAGUAUGUUCCACUGAAAACUGGUGUCGUCAGGACAGGUCUUGAUAUGGGAUGCGGGGUUGCCAGCUUCGGUGGAUUUUUGCUUAAGGAGAAUAUCAUGACACUUUCAUUUGCACCAAGAGAUUCGCAUAAGUCUCAAAUACAAUUUGCCUUGGAGAGAGGAAUUCCAGCAUUUCUUUUGAUGUUGGGCACACGCCGUCUUCCUUUUCCAGCACAGUCCUUUGAUUUUGUCCAUUGUUCCCGGUGUUUGAUACCUUUUACUGCCUAUAAUGGAUCUUACUUGAUUGAAGCUGACCGUCUACUUAGGCCUGGGGGCUAUCUAAUCAUAUCGGGCCCCCCUGUAAGAUGGAAGAAUCAGGAGAAGGAAUGGGAUGAACUUCAAGCAAUGGCAGGAGCUUUGUGUUACAAGUUGAUCACUGUAGAUGGUAAUACUGCCAUUUGGAAAAAACCUGCUGAGGCUUCAUGUCUUCCUAACCAAAAUGGAUUUGGCCUUGAUCUGUGUAGCACCAAUGAUGAUCCAGAUGAAGCUUGGUACUUCAAGUUGAAUAAAUGUGUCAGUAAAUUUUCCGUGUCGGAAGAGAUAGCUAUAGGUUCCGUUCCCAGGUGGCCAGAUAGGCUGUCUAAACCUUCUGCUAGGGCAUCAGUUAUCAACAAUGGAGCAAGCUUGUUUGAAGCAGAUAGUCAGAAGUGGGUUAGGAGAGUGUCAUAUUAUAAAAAGUCACUUGGCGUGAAGCUUGGGAGCACACACAUACGCAAUGUCAUGGACAUGAAUGCAUUCUUUGGAGGAUUCGCAGCCGCUAUAGUGUCUGAUCCUGUAUGGGUUAUGAAUGUUGUUCCUGCUCAGAAGCCAUUGACACUUGAAGUUAUUUAUGAUAGGGGCCUUAUUGGGGUUUAUCAUGACUGGUGUGAACCAUUCUCAACAUAUCCCCGUACUUACGAUCUCAUUCAUGCUGAUGCAAUUGACUCCUUGAUAAGUGACCCGAUUUCAGGCACUAGCAGAUGUGACCUGUUUGAUGUCAUGUUGGAGAUGGACCGCAUACUGCGCCCAGAAGGAACUGCCGUUAUACGGGCCUCCCCAGAUGUGGUAGACAAGGCAUCACAGAUUGCUCGGUCGAUUCGGUGGAAAGCCCAGGUGCAUGACAGUGAGCCAGAAUCAGGUAGUACCGAGAAAAUACUUGUGGCUACGAAAACAUUUUGGAAGCUGCCACUAACAUCAUAA